CCUCUGGUCGCUCACCUGCUCUCCUGUCACAGCAUGCAGCUCCUGGUGGUGUUAGCAGCUCUCAUGGGGGUCCUGUUCAGCGUUAGAGCAGCUGCCGUGCUUCCUGUGGAGGACAGGAGCCCCAUCCAUGUGAACAGGGAGUUGAGUAAAGAGCGUAAGGAGCUGAUCCUGAAGCUGGUGUCUGGCUUGCUGGACGGAGCCCUGGACACCAACAUGCUGCCGGGGGAAGCGGCGCCCGUGGACCUGGAGGAGCCGCUGGAGUCCCGUCUGGAGGAGAGAGCCGUGUACAACCGGCUAUCGCUGCCUCAGCGUGACCGCAAAGCCCCCUGUAAAAACUUCUUCUGGAAAACUUUCACCUCCUGCUAACAGUGCCACAAAAGCUCUGCCCGAUUGCCCCCCCAGUACCUCUUCUCUCCCCCCCCCCCGUCCCAGCUACAUGAACUGUGGUGGACCUCAGCUGUACAUAUCAUCCACACCUGUCCGACAUGUGCCAUCGAUGGACUUCACUGAGACAGUGUGUCUGUUUAAUAUCAAUUAUUUAUGUAUCUAUUUAUGUAUACAAUGUAUGUAUUUAUGUAUGUAGCUGUUUCUUUCAGGGUCAAAAUAAAGCAUGGAUAGAAUAUUUGAUAUGGUAACGACAGAAAAUUGCUUUUGGAAGUUGUUCAACAAACACAUAGAGUCAUGUUUUUUCCACCUGCUUCUACAAUAUAAAUGCAGAGUUACAUUUCUCGCAAA
Salarias fasciatus (jewelled blenny) is the source of this 735-nucleotide messenger RNA. RefSeq names its product somatostatin family member 6.1 (gene sst6.1). Gene Ontology annotation, molecular function: G protein-coupled receptor binding; neuropeptide hormone activity. Gene Ontology annotation, biological process: adenylate cyclase-inhibiting G protein-coupled receptor signaling pathway; regulation of cell migration. Gene Ontology annotation, cellular component: extracellular region. The record is from RefSeq and is a predicted model, not a curated record. Bases 34 to 366 code for a protein of 110 amino acids. The transcript has 2 exons. Lineage: Eukaryota; Metazoa; Chordata; Actinopteri; Blenniiformes; Blenniidae.